AUGUGCUUGGAUAAAAGUAUAUAUGUAAAUAACUAUGCAAGGCUAGCAAUAAUUUUGCGUUAUGCUGUUGGUGAUAUGAUGAGAAAAGAGCUGGUUAAAUUGGCAUCUUUUUCUGAAAGAACUGUGAUGGAAGCUUUUUUGCAAGACAUAAGGCCAGGAAAAGUAGUUUCAGUUACUAGAGAUUGUGCGCCUUGCACGUUGGGAACAACAUCUGGUAUCAUGCAAUUCUUUGUUAAAGAACCAAAACAUCCAGUUAUUCAGUUUCAUUGUCCCAUUCACCAAACUCUUUGUGCUAGGGACAGCUGCAAAAUAUUAGACAAUGCUCUCAAAAAUGUCACCAAAAUGUUGAAUUACAUCAAUGGUUCGAACUCUUAA
Molecule: messenger RNA, 375 nt
Organism: Stegodyphus dumicola
Lineage: Eukaryota; Metazoa; Arthropoda; Arachnida; Araneae; Eresidae
Source: RefSeq, a predicted model, not a curated record